Molecule: messenger RNA, 1296 nt
Organism: Rosa rugosa (rugosa rose)
Lineage: Eukaryota; Viridiplantae; Streptophyta; Magnoliopsida; Rosales; Rosaceae
Product: RNA-binding protein involved in heterochromatin assembly dri1
Exons: 7
Coding region: 197-1153 (318 amino acids)
Biological process (GO): regulation of DNA-templated transcription
Cellular component (GO): cytoplasm; nucleus
Molecular function (GO): transcription coregulator activity; mRNA binding
Source: RefSeq, a predicted model, not a curated record
GGCCCAAUACUACAAUCGGUGCCCCGAUUGGCCCAUAUUAUCCAGAAGGUCAAGGGCGCGAGAUCGAGUGACAACCUCCGUACGGAUCCUUCUCCUUCUUCCCACUUCUCCUUCUUCAGCUUCAGCUUAUUACAGUAUUACCCAAACUCAGUCACAGUCUCAGUGACACUAGGAAUUAGCAACACCGAAGAAACUAAUGGCCGAAGGAAGAGAAGGGGAUUGGGAAUGCGGUGGAUGCAGAAACCGAAACUACGCCUUCAGAUCCUUCUGCAAUCGCUGCCGCCAGCCUCGUCUCCUCGUCGACACCAAAACCCCCGCAGACUCCAAAUGGCUCCCCCGUAUCGGCGAUUGGAUCUGCACCGGUUGCACUAACAACAAUUAUGCAUCAAGAGAGAAGUGCAAAAAGUGCGGACAAAAUAAGGAGUUAGCGGCAAUGCCGGCCAUUGCAAUGCCCGGAACUUCUCUCCCGGCUUAUUCAAAUUAUUUGGGCCGAGGCCAAGGAGGAUUGGAUCCAAAGAUGAGUUUUGGAGUGAUGGGGAAUGGUCCUCCACACCAGCCGUUUCCUCUGAACUCGAACUGGCCAGGGGUUGAUAAGUAUGGAGUCCAGCCGGGUUCUGCUUUGCCCGUAGGUGGAAUCCAUAAUGCUGGACUUCCGUAUGCAAACCCUGGUAAUGAGAUUCCGAAAGGAUUUCGCUCUGGUGACUGGAUAUGUAGCUGUGGUUUUCAUAAUUACCAGUCUCGUACCCAGUGCAAAAAGUGCAAUGCCUUUCCUCCAGCUCUUGGAAUCAAACGGUUAGCAUCUGAAGAGUUUGUUAACGACUGGGAUAACAAGAGAUUGAACUUGGGACAUGCAAUUGGGCAGCAGCAAUCUUAUCCUGGGUUUGAGGUGGUAGGGGCCAGGGGUCACCCCAUAGCUGGACCUUAUGGUCAUUAUCCUGGUCUGAGCUCAGUUGGGACUCCAAAUUUGCAAGUCCCCAUGCCAUUAACACAGCAUGCAACGACACCUACACUCUUUGGGAAAGGAGCAAAGCAAUGGCGUAAUGGGGAUUGGAUGUGCACAAAUUGCGACAAUCACAAUUAUGCAUCUCGAUUAAGUUGCAAUAGAUGCAAGACCGAAAGAGAUGCAGCUGCUCAGCCAGUCAAUGUCAUGUAGUCUUCAAAACUAAAAAGUAGUAUGAAUACUAUUGAAAUUUUGUUUCAGUUUUGCCUCUUGUACUUUGUGGAGGGAAAGAUGAACAAGGUCAUGUACACUUUUAGAUCUCUAUGGGAUAUAAAGAUAGUAGAUUGAUAUAUCAA